Molecule: messenger RNA, 2725 nt
Organism: Drosophila rhopaloa
Lineage: Eukaryota; Metazoa; Arthropoda; Insecta; Diptera; Drosophilidae
Gene: P5CS
Product: delta-1-pyrroline-5-carboxylate synthase
Exons: 12
Coding region: 149-2479 (776 amino acids)
Cellular component (GO): cytoplasm; mitochondrion
Molecular function (GO): ATP binding; glutamate-5-semialdehyde dehydrogenase (NADP+) activity; glutamate 5-kinase activity
Source: RefSeq, a predicted model, not a curated record
GUCAGUCCGUUGGUUCGCCUCAGUAGAACUUGUCGGGCCUUGCGGUGCAGUUCCGUGUGCCUUCUGUGAUUCGCAGCAGAUCCGUUGAACCCCUUACAGUAUAUACCCGUAUUCCCCGCGAACUCGAUCCUGAGGCCAACUGCCAAAAAUGCUGCGCAACAGCUUUCACCUGGCCCAGAGCCUGCGCAACAGCUUCUCCAGGAACGCCUGGCGAGCGGUCAGCUCCCAUGGACCCCGACAGCCACUGGUGUCCCCGGAGCGACGACUGGAGAAGGCGCACCCCACCUUCACGGAGCGCAGUCAAUUGAAGUACGCCCGGAGGCUGGUGGUCAAGCUGGGCAGCGCGGUCAUCACCCGCGAGGACAACCAUGGACUAGCCCUGGGGCGACUGGCCUCCAUCGUGGAGCAGGUUGCCGAGUGCCAUUUGGAGGGUCGUGAGGUGAUGAUGGUCACCAGUGGAGCGGUGGCCUUCGGAAAACAGAAGCUCGCCCAAGAGCUGCUCAUGUCGCUGUCGAUGCGCGAGACCCUCAAUCCGAAGGACAGCAAAGAGUUCGAUGGCGCCACGCUGGAACCGCGGGCGGCGGCUGCGGUGGGUCAGUCUGGCCUGAUGUCCCUCUACGACGCGAUGUUCGCCCAGUACGGCGUGAAGAUAGCUCAGGUGCUGGUGACCAAGCCGGACUUCUACAACGAGGAGACACGCAACAAUCUCUUCUGCACGCUCUCCGAAUUAAUUAGCCUUAAUAUUGUGCCAAUCAUAAAUACCAACGACGCCGUCUCCCCGCCGAUGUUCAUACGUGACGACGAGCCAGCCGGCGGCGCCAGGAGGGGCAUUCCCAUUAAGGACAACGACAGCUUGUCUGCCAUGCUGGCCGCCGAGGUGCAGGCGGAUCUGCUAAUCCUCAUGUCGGAUGUCGAUGGCAUCUACAACAAGCCGCCGUGGGAGGAUGGGGCCAAGCUGAUGCACACCUACACCAGCGACGACACCAACACCAUCGAGUUCGGCAAAAAGUCAAAGGUGGGCACCGGCGGCAUGGACUCCAAGGUGAAGGCGGCCACCUGGGCCCUGGACCGAGGUGUCAGCGUGGUCAUCUGCAACGGCAUGCAGGAGAAGGCCAUCAAGACCAUAAUUGGCGGCCGGAAGGUGGGCACCUUCUUCACGGAGGCCACCGAGAGCGCCAACACGGUGCCCGUCGAGGUGAUGGCCGAGAACGCGCGUACCGGGAGUCGCCAGAUGCAGGCCCUAACCCCCGCCCAGAGGGCCAGUGCCGUCAACACCCUGGCCGAUUUGCUGGUGAGCCGCGAGAAGUUCGUCCUGGAGGCCAACGCCAAGGACCUGGCGGAGGCCCAGAAGAACGGACUGGCCAAGCCGCUGCUGUCGCGUCUCUCGCUCAACUCGGCCAAGCUGAAGAACUUGUCCGUUGGCCUCAAGCAAAUCGCCGAGGACAGUCACCAGAAUGUGGGACGUGUCCUGCGACGAACCCGCCUGGCCGAUCAGCUGGAGCUGAAGCAGGUCACCGUACCCAUCGGCGUCCUUCUGGUCAUCUUCGAAUCCCGUCCAGACUCGCUGCCGCAGGUGGCCGCUCUGGCAAUGGCCUCGGCCAAUGGACUGCUUCUGAAGGGCGGCAAGGAGGCGGCCCACAGCAACAAGGCGCUGAUGGAGCUGGUCAAGGAGGCGCUGGCAACCGUGGGAGCGGAGCACGCCGUGUCCCUGGUUUCUACGCGCGAGGAGAUAAGCGACCUGCUCUCCAUGGAGAACCACAUUGACCUGAUCAUUCCGCGCGGCUCCUCCGAGCUGGUGCGCAGCAUCCAGCAGCAGUCGCUGCACAUCCCCGUUCUGGGCCACGCCGAGGGAGUCUGCCAUGUCUAUAUCGACCGGGAUGCGGAUCUGCAGAAGGCCCUGCGCAUUGCACGCGACGCCAAGUGCGACUAUCCGGCGGCCUGCAAUGCCAUGGAGACCCUGCUCAUUCACGAGGACCUGAUGAGUGGCGAAAUCUUCGGUGAUGUCUGCAACAUGCUGAAGCGCGAGGGCGUCAAAAUCUAUGCCGGGCCCCGGCUGAACCAGCAACUGACCUUUGGCCCCCCGGCGGCCAAGAGCCUGAAGCACGAGUACGGCGCCCUCGAGUGCUGCAUCGAGAUUGUGCCCAGCCUGGACGAGGCCAUUAAUCACAUCCAUACGUACGGCAGCAGCCACACCGAUGUCAUUGUUACGGAAAAUGAUGCGGCGGCCAAGCAGUUCCUGGGCAGCGUGGACAGCGCCUGUGUGUUCCACAACGCCAGCUCGCGGUUCGCGGACGGCUUCCGGUUCGGCCUUGGCGCCGAGGUGGGCAUCUCCACCGCCCGCAUCCACGCCCGCGGCCCCGUGGGCGUGGAGGGGCUGCUGACCACCAAGUGGAUCCUCAACGGACAGGACCACGCCGCCGCCGACUUCGCCGAGGGAGGCGGACGCACGUGGCUGCACGAGAGCCUGCCGCUGGACUAAAUAAUCCAAAUCUAAAUUGUACUUAGCUGUAGGUCCCCGAAUUGCGUUCUGAAGUAGAUUGUUGUUCCAUCAUCUUGGCGAAGUGCAUUCUGAGCGAAGGGUAAUUACAUGGGGGCGGUGCCGGGGAAGGCGCCCCGAUGACAGCUGCCGUCGUGGCCACAUGGGAGAAAUUAAUUUGAGUGAAAAAUAUUUGCCGAGACAACUUGUGUAAUUAAUAAAGUAAGGGGGAGUGCGGCGUAGUUAAAA